AUGAUUGAUAGUGUUUAUACCGCCGCUAAAAUGAACCAAGAGCUGCCCACUGCAACACCAACUACUCAUUCGCAAUACUUCCCGAUUGAUCCAAUGGUGAACGGAUUAAGCGAUCUCCAUAUCGUCGCUUCCCAUACUGAAGCAGCUAAUGGUCAAACUCAAGGUACCGACCCACUAGAGAAGCUGGUGAAUAUGAACAUUGGAGUAACUGCAACGAAUUCUGGCACCUCAAGCUUAACAGCCUCUACGCAAUCAGCUUCAGCUAAUAGCUUAAACAAAAAAAGUCGCCUACUAGAUUCGAUGAACAUCCAAAGAUCGGGGUCCCCAUUUUUGGGUAAAGAAAAUAUGCAAAGUCCAUCGCUUGAUAAUAAUAAUAGCAAUAACGCUGGUAAUAGUACCUGGCCUUCGGCGAAUUAUAUGGGAUCCCAUAGUACAACGUCUCUCUCUGCGUUGCAAAGUCAAAGCAAAAGUGAGUUAGCGCUGCAGAUGUCACAUCUCACUCAAAAUAGACCCUUUAGUUUUGUCCAACAACAUCCAAAUAUUACAUCCAGUUUGCCUGUAAACUUAGUUGUCGAUACAUCACAACCACAUGCGGGUUAUUUUGGGCCACCUGCGCCGCCUGGUAUUGGUAAUCCUGCUUUGAAUGCAAUUCGUCCUAUUCAUGUAAUAUCACAAUGGCGAUACAUUGAUAUUCAUGGCCAACAGCAAGGUCCAUUUCCCUCAACUUCAAUGUCUCAAUGGUUGCAAGCUGGUUAUUUUCAACCAAGCUUACAAAUUCAAAGGGUCAACACAUCCAUGGAACCAUUCGGAAUCAAUGAAAAAUAUAUCACACUGAAUGAUUUGAUUGCUAAAGUGAACAAUUUCCAAGAUCCUUUCGACACAUUCGAUAAGAUUGCUUCACAUUACGCCAUUGGUAAGAAUAUUGCCACUACUAAUAACAGUGAUUUGCCAUCUAGUGAAGCUCACGAUGCAGAUGAACAAAUCAAGCAGAAAGCUAAAGAAUUAGCGAAUAUUCGAAGUGAUGAUUAUACAUUAGAUGAAAUCUUGAACUUGAAAUUCGAUGACGGAAGCUACUACAGGGAAGUCGUUGUUCAAAUCCCAAUGAAUACGAGAAAAAUCGUUACCAAAUUAGAUGAUUCGUUCGAAGUUCCAACCCUUGCUGCUGCUCCGAUAAGCGUACAAUAUCCUGAUAUGACAGCUCAGGAUGAACCUCAGUCUCAGCCUCAAGUUGAGCAGCAUAUUGAAUCCUUACAAGAAACAGUACCAGCUAUCGAGGAGGAACAAGUUGUCACCAAAGAAGAGAAGGCGCCUGUUCAGCAGGACUAUGUAGAAGGUGCUACUGAAGAAGUUGAAAACAUACCCGAAGAAGUAUCAACUUCAAAGAAAAAGAAGAAGAAGAAGAAAACAGAUAAUGCUGAAGAAAUCGAAAAGAAGCGUAAAGAGAAGGCUGAAUUGAUGGCGAAGAAAUUAUUAGAAGAACAAGAAGAAGAAGCCAGGAAAGAGAGAUCGAAGAAGGUAAAGAAACAAGAAAAAGAAGAAAAGAAGAAAUUGAAACAUUUAAGAAAGGAAGAGAAAGAAAGGCAACGUAAAAUGAAGAAAGAGGAUGCAGAACUGGAAGAGUUAAAAUCAGAUUCUGUUUCUGCUGAUAAUGUAGCUCCAUGGGCAGAUAGCAAUAGCGCCAACAAUGUUACUUCUACCAAAAAGGGUUUGUCAAUUGGCGAGUAUUUAAAGCAAGAAGAGCUUAAAAAAGCACAGGAAAAGAAAGAACGUGAACGUCAAAAUCGUGAAAAUCUUUUGAAGUUGAAUCAACAAUUAGUCGAAGAAGAACAAAAGGCAAAUGAAAUGAAAUCAGUAUUAAGUUGGGCCGAUAAACCAACUCAAGAACCAAUACAGGUAAAUAUUACUCCAUCAGUAAGUAAGAAAUUGGAAACCAAAACUAAACUCAAAAUCAAGUCAAGCUCCAAAAAAUCCAAGUCAACAUUUAUUGAAGAGCAACAAAAAAUUUGGGAGCAAUUACAAGGUAACUCACAGUCGACGGCGGCAACGGAAAGUGUUAACAGUAAUGCUUGGACAACAGUAAGUUCGUCUACUAAAUCUACAACAUCGGUACCAGCUGCUACUCCCAUGCCAGCCAUUACGAAAGCGAUGAAAAAGAAAAGCAAGGCUUCAACUACUAAACAAAUUGGUUCUUCGACAAGUAUUCCUGGUUUAAAAUUGAAAUCAAAUUCACCAGGAGUUUCUCCUUCGUACCCAGGUAAUGCAUCGAUUUCUGCACGUCAAACAUUUUUGAAGUGGUGUAGAUCUCAAAUGCAUCUAAACCCUGGGAUCUCAGUAAAUAGUGUUCUUGAAGUUUUACUAAGUUUGCCUGCAGGUUUAGAAACAAAGGAAAUUAUUGCUGAUACCAUAUACUCAAAUAGUUCCAUAAUGGAUGGGAGAAGAUUUGCGACCGACUUCAUUAAGAAGCGUAUUGAUUGUGAAAAGCAAUUAAUGGAUCCUUUGACAUGGAAAGAAGCUCUGGCUUUGCCGGAAGGUAGUAAGGACGAUUGGGAGUUCCAAAUUGUUAGUAAGAAGAAAGGUAGAAAGCAUUAA
Messenger RNA from Naumovozyma dairenensis CBS 421, 2589 nucleotides. It is a transcript of the gene SYH1, whose product is annotated as Syh1p. Gene Ontology annotation, molecular function: protein binding. NCBI's taxonomy places the organism in Eukaryota, Fungi, Ascomycota, Saccharomycetes, Saccharomycetales, Saccharomycetaceae. The transcript has a single exon. The record is from RefSeq and is a predicted model, not a curated record. The coding region runs from base 1 to 2589 and encodes 862 amino acids.